ACUAAUUUUUUUGGUUGUCCACCCGCCCUCCUCCUGCCCCUCAAUCAUCCGUCUCAGUAUUUAUAUUGCACCAAAGAAGCCGUUUCGGCCUUGGUGCCUCAACUUGCCUUCUGAGGUCACUUUUCAAACGCUGGAAUAUUUUGAUCCAGAAGUUGUACGAGGACGAGUUCCUGCGUGUGAACGAAUGUCACUUCUGCCCAGCGUAGAUGAGCCUCAUUACGACCUCGACUGAUUAUCUUAAAUUAGUUGUUACUGCAGCUACUAACGCAUUCAAGAUUGUUCGGCAAGUGCUUCUCAAUCACAGAACGACGUCUGACAGGAAACAUUACGGCACAGAAGGAGGCCAUUCAGCCCAUCGAGUCCAUGCUGGCUCUAGAGAAACCCAGUCAGGCAUUCGUGAUUGCUGCGUGGAAUUUAAUGAUCUGAAUCCAGGAUCCAGUUUAUACCAUGGUUACCACUGGACUGGAGUGGGAUUUUCACCCAAACAUCAUGUCAGAAUCUGAAGUAUCAGGAUCCGGGCCAUCGUAAGGUAGAGGCUGAAAUAUUGAGGACUGUGAAGAAGUUUACGGAGGACCACAAUUAUCCAGAUCAGCCUUUGCACCGCACGGACGCUUGGAUUUGACGCUUGCCUGAUCAAGUUGACUUGUUGCCCGCUGUACAAGAAGCAAAGAUCUCGAUAUAUUGGACUUCCAUGUACUGUAAUAUAGGAAAAAAUGUGUGAGUUGAAGAGAGGCCCUUUUGGUUGGCUUAUUCUGUGUGUGCUCCUGCAAGAAAACCUAGAGAUAACAUUAGUAAAGACUGAAAUGCUAUCAGCGGAAUUUAAAGAAACUGGCGAUGGGGCUAUCAGUGAUAUGAGGCAGAACAAAACGGAAGUGGAAGAAACUACGACAACGAGACAAGUACCUUAUCCAAUGGAGGACCCCACUAACUGGAACUAUGCUAUGUUGGUGCUUGCAUUCAUUGCAUUGUUCCUGGGAUUCCUCAUUCUGGUUUUAUGCUCUAGGGCAAACAAGAAGAAAAAGAUGAAGGCACUGAAUGAAUUAGAGAGCAUGAAUGCAAAAGAGAGUGAGCCAGUGCAGAAGAUGAUGCUACAGUAUUCAGAUGAAAUUGACAGCCCUGCAGAGACUGACCAGAUGUUACCGACCAAGGAGACCUACAUUUCCUUGGACCAGGUGCCACAGAGUUCAUCUCCAAAAAUCUCACCCGAACCUGGACAGAUCGUGAUCGAGUGGAAGGAUGGAAAAAUAAGUUCCCUUUUCCUGGACGCAAAGGAAGAUCAUGUGUAGAACCUCAAGUUACAGGACUGAGCUUGCGAUAAAGAAUUUAUUUUUUAGAUUGAAAGAAUUGAUUUUUGUAAAAUGCUUCAAGCAAAUAAAAGGACAAAUAGAUAGCA
Messenger RNA from Carcharodon carcharias (great white shark), 1393 nucleotides. Its product is annotated as solute carrier family 51 subunit beta. The transcript is spliced from 7 exons. Gene Ontology annotation, molecular function: transmembrane transporter activity; protein heterodimerization activity. Lineage: Eukaryota; Metazoa; Chordata; Chondrichthyes; Lamniformes; Lamnidae. Gene Ontology annotation, cellular component: plasma membrane. Gene Ontology annotation, biological process: bile acid and bile salt transport. The coding region runs from base 714 to 1286 and encodes 190 amino acids. The record is from RefSeq and is a predicted model, not a curated record.